Messenger RNA from Penicillium macrosclerotiorum, 306 nucleotides. RefSeq lists its product as uncharacterized. Gene Ontology annotation, cellular component: beta-galactosidase complex. Gene Ontology annotation, molecular function: beta-galactosidase activity. Gene Ontology annotation, biological process: carbohydrate metabolic process. The transcript has a single exon. Bases 1 to 306 code for a protein of 101 amino acids. NCBI's taxonomy places the organism in Eukaryota, Fungi, Ascomycota, Eurotiomycetes, Eurotiales, Aspergillaceae. The record is from RefSeq and is a predicted model, not a curated record.
AUGGGCACAACGCGACAGCUCAUUGUCAAGGGUCGCCCGUUUCUGUCCCUGGCCGCUGAAUUGCAGAAUUCUUCCAUGACAUCGGCCGGUUAUAUGAGUUCGGUGUGGCAGAAGUUGGUCGACACCAAUGUCAACACUGUCCUGGGUUGCGUUACCUGGGAGGAUAUUGAACCUGUCGAAGACCAGUUCAGCUUCACGGAAUUGGAUAAAAUAGUUACAGGCGCAAGAGAACAUGGAUUGCACCUAAUCAUGCUAUGGUUUGGCUCCUUUAAGAAUGGUAUGUCUUUUCAUGUCGGACCUGACUAG